Molecule: messenger RNA, 1792 nt
Organism: Malus domestica (apple)
Lineage: Eukaryota; Viridiplantae; Streptophyta; Magnoliopsida; Rosales; Rosaceae
Product: cytochrome P450 CYP72A219-like
Molecular function (GO): monooxygenase activity; oxidoreductase activity, acting on paired donors, with incorporation or reduction of molecular oxygen; iron ion binding
Source: RefSeq, a predicted model, not a curated record
UUUAUGAGGUUUACUAUCAUGGAACAUGUAUGGAUGUACAUGAUGCAAGUUAUGAAAAGCAGAUAUCCUUCUUUCUGUCGAAACCCAUCCUCGCAUCUUUUUCUCUCCGUAAACACACAAAUUAAUGGAAGUAUCAGUGUCUAACAUUGGUGUUGUUUUGGUGGGCAUAAUUGUAACUGCAUGGGCAUGGAGGGUGGUCAACUGGUUAUGGCUGAGGCCAAAGAAGCUAGAAAGAUAUCUGAGGCAGCAAGGCCUUGCCGGAAACUCAUACAGGUUUUUGGUAGGAGACUUGAAAGAAAGAACCAUGAUGCUAAAACAAGCAUAUUCUAAACCGAUGAACCUCUCUCAUGAUAUAGCCCCACGAGUCCUCCCUUUUGAGUACCACUCGGUGAACACUUACGGUAAGAAUUCUUUUAUUUGGGCGGGACCAGUACCAAGGGUGAACAUUGCUAAUCCAGAAGAUUUGAAAGACAUCCUAACAAAAAUUGAGGAUUUUCCAAAGUUGAAAUCAAAUCCAUAUGUCAAGUUGCUAGUAACAGGUACUGCACACUAUGAAGGUGAGAAAUGGAGAAGACACCGAAGAAUUAUCAAUCCAGCAUUCCAUUUAGACAAGUUAAAGGGCAUGCUACCAGCAUUUUACCUAAGUUCUAGUGAGAUGAUUAAGGAAUGGGAGAGCUUGGUGUUGAAGGAAGGUUCAUGUGAGUUGGAUGUCCGGCCUUGUCUUGAAAAUUUGACAGCCGAUAUGAUUUCUCGAUCAGCAUUUGGAAGUAGCUAUAAAGAAGGAAGAAAAAUAUUUCAACUUUUGAGAGAGCAAUUACAACUUGUAACAAAAGUUAUACAAAAUGUUUACAUUCCGGGAUGGAGGUUUGUACCGACCAAGAUGAACAAGAAGAUGAAAGGAAUUGACAAAGAGAUAGGAGGGCUACUCAUGGGUAUUAUAAACAAAAGAGAAGAGGGGAUUAGGGCAGGUGAAGCCACAAAAGAUGACUUGUUGGGUAUCCUCAUGGAGUCCAACUUGAAGGAAAUCAAGGAACAUGGGAAUAACAAAGGAGUUGGAAUGAGCAUGUAUGACGUGAUCGAGGAGUGCAAGUUGUUUUACUUUGCAGGGCAGGAGACCACCUCAUUGUUGCUUGUUUGGACAAUGGUUUUACUAGGUCAAAACCAGAUUUGGCAAGAUCGUGCAAGAGAAGAGGUUUUGCAGGUCUUUGGAAGCAACAAGCCAGACUUUGAUGGGAUAAUUCAUCUAAAAGUUGUGACCAUGAUUUUGCAUGAAGUCCUGCGAUUAUACCCAGCACCUCUUCUUGUUCGAACCACUAGCAAGAAAACAGAAUUCCGAAACUUUUCAUUACCAGCUGGAGUCGAAGUUGCCUUACCAAUGCUACUAAUUCACCAUGACAGAGAACUUUGGGGUGAUGAUGCACAGGAGUUUAAACCCGAGAGGUUUUCGGAAGGUGUUGCGAAGACAACAAAGAACAAAUUUACGUACUUCCCUUUCUCGGGUGGUCCGCGGGUUUGCAUCGGACAAAACUUUGCUAUGGUGGAAGCAAAACUGGCCAUAUCGUUGAUUUUACAGCACUUCACAUUUGAGCUUUCUCCAUCCUAUGCUCAUGCUCCUUCUGCAAAACUAAUCCUUCACCCACAGUUUGGUGCCCAUAUCAUUUUACACAAACGCUGAUUCUUCUGAGUUAGAAGUUGUCACUGAAUUGUUGGAUAUAUAACGUGUAGUGGCUAGGAGAAGGGUGAAAUAUAUAUAAUUUACUUCAAGUACGAAUGAUAUGUGUUAUCUUGCGUA